This is a messenger RNA of Panicum virgatum (switchgrass), 1302 nucleotides long. Its product is annotated as aspartyl protease AED1-like. Gene Ontology annotation, biological process: proteolysis. Gene Ontology annotation, molecular function: aspartic-type endopeptidase activity. The record is from RefSeq and is a predicted model, not a curated record. Lineage: Eukaryota; Viridiplantae; Streptophyta; Magnoliopsida; Poales; Poaceae. The transcript has 2 exons. The coding region runs from base 1 to 1302 and encodes 433 amino acids.
AUGGUUGACCGGUAUGGGUUAGGCCCGGCAAACGGCAACAAGUUGCCUUUGAUCCACCGCUCUAGCCCAUGCUCUCCCCUCAACGACGCUGGGAAACGAAGGCAACAGGAGGCUUUGCCCGCCGACGUCUUCGAUCGCGAUGUCAGGAGACUCAGGACGAUACUUGCGGCGGCGCAGUCCGGCGUGGCUGACGGCACCGCCCCAGCCCCGGCGCCGGCAUCAGGUGUCACGCUUCCCAUCACCGGCACGCUCCUCAACCUGGACUACAGCGUCAUGGUCGGGUACGGCACACCGGCCCAGCAGCUGCCGGUUGACUUCGACACCCUCCGGUUAGGCAGCGGCAUCUCGACGCUCCGGUGCAAGCCAUGCCGUGGCGGCGACGCGCCGUGCGACCAGGUGUUCGACCCCAGCAGGUCGUCCUCCUUCGCCCCGGUCUCGUGCGGCCAGGAGUGCCCGUCCGCGUGCCACGGAUCGGGUUGCUCCUUGGAUGUCACGUUCGGGAGUAACAAUUACAUUGCGGCCAAUGGCACCUUCGUCAAAGACACGCUCACGUUGUCGCCAUCGGCGACCCUCGCGAGCUUCGUCCUGGCUUGCAUCGACGUGGACAACAUCCACUCCACUGGCUCCAGCGGGCUGCUCGACCUGAGCCGGAGCAGGUUCUCCUUGGUGUCCCGGCUGAUCACCUCUUCACCCCCCACAGACAAUACAACCGCCGCCUUCUCCUACUGCCUGCCGGCGUCGGAGAGGAGCUCCCGCGGCUUCCUCUCCAUCGGCGGUGCCCUGCCCGGUUUCUCCGGUGGCAACGCGGGUUCCACACCGUUGGUCGACUACCCGGGUCACAGGAACAGCUACUUCGUCAAGCUCGCUCGCCUCAACGUCAGCGAUACGGAGCUCCCGACCACGGAGUCGAACCUCGCAGCACUCGAGGUGGGGACAUCGCUCACCUUCUUCCCGCCGGCGAUCUACAGCGCUCUCCGCGACGAGUUCCGGAAGCAGAUGUCCAUGUACCGUCCGGCGCCGGCUUACCGCAUGCUCGACACGUGCUACAACUUCACGGGGUUGCCGGGAUUCGAGGUCCCGGCCGUCAUCCUCGAGUUCGAGGGCGGAGCCACUCUGCAGCCGGACGUGGGUCAGAUGCUGUACUUCGUGGAUGGCGAUCACUCCAGUUACGUUUGCCUCGCCUUCGCCGCAUUGCCGGAAGACUUCCCCUACGCGGUGAUCGGGAACCGGGCGCAGCAGACCGUGGAGGUGGUGUACGACGUUCGGGGAGGGAAGGUUGGGUUCGUCCCAGGAAGCUGCUAA